GCGAUCGACCGGCAAAUCCCAAACCGAAACCUCCCCGACAGGCGUCGUGACGCGCGCGAGCUGCGACGCAUGCGCAGCGCACCUGUUUGUGCGUACGUUUCAAUGGAUGUGCGUGCGUUUUCAUCCGGGCAUCGUAGCGCUGGUGCGAGGCGCGAAAGCAACCUCAACUUCUUCAAAAUUACAUCAGCGCAUCGUAGCCGAAGUUCAGCGCGCUAUCUCAGGGCAGCCAUGUGGUCAGCAUGCCAGUAGGCAGCCGGCGCACAGCUGGUGAGGGGCGCCAGUGGGCUGAGCCGGCAGCAGCAGCAGUCACUACGCAUGAGGCCCGCAAGGCACAUCGAGCUAAUCUGGCAACACUGGCAAGGUGCCGUGCAACACCAGGCAUGCGAGGAUCGUCGGAAAACAGAGGAAACAAUGGUUCAUACAUGGCCAUGAGGAAGGUGGAUAAGCCACGGUUUGCCAGUCCACUGAGAAAGAAAAACUCGAUGACUAAUGAAGAAAAGAGACUGUUGAAACGGCCGAGAGACUCCGGCAGCUUUGGUGGCUGUGACAAUGACACCAGCCUCAUCACCAGCGGCCGGUGCAUACAGCAAGCUCGGCAGAAGCCGGGCCGGCAGUGUUGCAAAAAGGCACGCAUUUUUGCCACAGAUGACACCCCCAGUGAAGUGACAGAGCCGGCGGGUCCUGAGGAUGCACUCUUUUCACCCGUCUACCAACUUUUUAAUGAGGCAACCACAGACACGAAGCUGGGCUUCCAAAGUCUCGCAGUCGACCCUUGCCCAAAUUCCGACGACGAGGAGCCACUGCCCGUAGAUGAGCUGCAGUCAUGCGACUUAGAUCAGCUGGUCGACCUCAAGUCCGACGUAAGUGUCGAGUGCCCGUAUGUGGAGCAAGCACCCGGAGUCUACAGUGCCGAGUGUGCCACAGCCGAAGAGGCCAAGGUAGCCGAGGACUGGGACACCUUUGACCCCUAUUACUUCAUCAAGCACCUGCCACCACUGACACCUGAAAUGCGUGCCCGCUGCCCUGCGUUGCCACUGAGGACACGGAGUAGCCCAGAGUUUUCGCUUGUGCUGGAUCUGGACGAAACCUUGGUGCAUUGCAGUCUGGUGGAACUGGAAGAUGCAACAUUCACCUUUCCUGUCACCUUUCAAGAUGUAGAAUACAAGGUUUAUGUUCGAACGCGCCCUUUCUUCCGAGAGUUCUUGGAGCGGGUGUCCAAAAUAUUCGAAGUCAUCCUCUUCACGGCUUCCAAGAAGGUCUACGCGGACAAGCUUCUGAAUCUCCUGGAUCCUCAACGGAAGCUCAUCAGGUUCCGGCUGUUCAGGGAACACUGUGUGUGUGUCAGUGGAAAUUACAUCAAGGAUCUGACCAUUCUGGGCCGAGACCUCGCUAAGACUAUCAUCAUCGACAACUCACCGCAGGCAUUCGGCUACCAGCUGGAGAAUGGCAUCCCCAUUGAGUCAUGGUUCAUGGACAGGAAUGACAGGGAACUUCUGAAGCUUCUGCCAUUUCUCGAGAGUUUGGUGUCAAUGAGGGAUGACGUGAGACCCCACAUCUGCAACAAGUACCAUCUUGCUAGCUUCCUUCCCCCGGACUAAGAAGAAAAAGAAAGCGGGGACCAUGAGACGUCGACACCACUACAGCCCGUACCACCAGAAGGACAACCGGACAGGAAAGCAUCAUCAGAAAAAAAGCCUGUACAUAUGUGGUCUGUGCCGUCUCCUUUUAAAAAAUUUUCUUUUUUGGCACGACAGCAAUCGAUUACAUCACUGCAUCUCAGCAUACAUAUACCGCUUCCGCGAAAAAUUUCGCCGUUGGAUGUUUGUUCGUAGCCCUGUCUGAGAAGGAGCAGAGUGUGCUUGUGAUGCGUGCCUGUAAAGAAGCUGAGCCCGUUUUGAGUGACGGGAAACAUUCUGGCGAUUUUUUUUUCCGAGCUAUGUUGUUUUUAGAUAUUACCUAGCAGAAAGGUGUAGAGGGUGUCUGGCACCGUGGAGACGCAAUAGCACAUAGAUGGACUGCAUGCACUGGAAGGUGCAUCUGAGAAUGCGUGCUGUAUUUGUGGCGACACCUCGCAAGACGGAGACAAACUUUAUUGCGCUAGAAAUAUUUUCGUUUCGCCCGACGCUUACUCCACCCUUCCAGAAAAAAAGUGUAAAAGCGUGCUCGCAAUGCUCCCAACACCUUUAUGCUGGCCCUUAAAUGCAUUAGUAGUUCUUGCCAAGAGUUUGUAUAGCUCGUUCAGCUAUUCCUGAACUAUUCUGCUGUACAGCGGGAGAGCCAUUGGCAGCACACAUCUGGUGCGCAGAUCCACCGAGCCACAUGCAAACCAACGGCGAAGGGUCAGAACAUUCGGAAACCGGUGCAUUAUCAGAGAAUACAGCUCUAAGGGCUCGUAACCACAGUCAAAAUGAAGCACAUCACAUGAGCGGCUGCAUUAGAUUGCUAGAUCUCUGGACGAGAUUCUGAGAGUUCUAGCGCAUCGUGUAGAAAGAAACGCACAUGCAACAUUUAGUUGCCGUACAUGUAUACAGCCGUGACAUACAUACACAGCCUCAAAAGGUUAACAUUAGUGAAGUCAAAGUUAGCGCUCUGUCAUUCGUCUACGUAAUCACAUUUUAGCGUACUAAAACACAGGCAAGAGGCAAGGAGAGUGCAUUGCCCUUUUGAAAGCAAUCUCGCAUGAUGUUGCCAACACCACCGCUGUAUGCACCUGUGCCAUCCAGUGCUUUGUCAUGUCUGUGCUGUUGAGUCUUCAGUGUGCCAGAACCCUCUACUGAGAGUUGACAUAUUUUACGUUAUUUCAUGCUUUGUGUUAGUACAUCUCGAAAGGCGAGGCUUUAUAUCUGCUCGAUAUAUAUAUACACCAUUGUUGUUUUUAGCUGCAUGUAUUUUUGUUGGUUUCUGUGCAAUAGCAUUUGCAAGAAGACAUGUGAUGUGAAAAAUGUGCACUAGAGAAAGUGGGAUAGGGGGAAUGCUGGAAGAAUUUUACACUAAAUUAGACUCGUCAACAUUAUGUUAUUGAUGCUAUAUGUGAAUUUAACAGAGCUUCUUAAACUGAUUGCAUCGCAAACUUAUGGAUGCGAGAGUUUUAGGAUAUGCUGACUCCUUUAAAUUAUACUUUUUUUUUCUGUAGUUCUGGUAUGCAUCGCUCUACUGGAAGUUUGGGGCAGAUCAAAAACUCAGUGUUAUACAAAUGGGCAGCUUUCCGUGGAAAUUGGGAAGGAAAGCUUCUGAAGUCUUACUGCACAUCGUAACAUUUUUAAUUUAUUGGAACAGGUAUUUAAUCAGCAGAGCUUCUACAUAUGACUGCAUCACUUUUGCCCAAAAGCAGCAGAGAAAAGCAGUGAAAUCAAAUGUAACACUCAAUGCUGCAGUUAAUCGUGUAAUGUUAGUGUUGCAAGUGAGAAUUAUGCAUUAACGCGGAUGAGGAUUUAAACCCCUUUGCAGAAGCACUCCCACCUUCAUUACCACAGAAAGCUGUCCACGAGUGUGUUAUGCCCGAUAACUGUUGUGAAAAAGAAAGUGAUCUCUUGCAUUGUUCUUGUUUGCUUCUGUUCGAGUGCAAUGCUGUGUCGGAGAUGUCAAAGGCUCUAGAUGGCUUUCAGAAUGCAUUAACGAUAAACCCCCCUUUUUUUGUUGAUUUACACAGAUUGCUCAUGGCAGGAUUCAUGAGACGUGUCUCGUCUGUCUCGCGCUUUGUUUUAUUAGCUGCUCAGUAGUAUUGAGCCACGCAAUAAAGAAAAGAGAAAAGCUCACCUGCUGUGUACAUUCAAGCGAAAAUUACCAGAAUUUGAUGAAAGUAAAGAAGGAAAACCUUUUGACACUACUCAACCAAAUAUUUGAUCAGUCAGCUCUAAAUUCGUCUUUCAUGUUUACUUCUGUAUUCAUAACACUUGAGCCUCGCACACAAGCUGCAUUAAUAGGUCUGGCAUUGGCGCGUCCUUGAUUUGAUUGGUAGUGACGGAAAACUGCUAUCGCCGUCAAGCCUGGCCUCUGUGGUGGCAGGCAUCUGAGGCGGAGGUGAUCAAUGACCUGGUGGCAGCACCAAUCACCCCCAGCACCAGUCACGUGAAUAAGGGUGAUAGCCAUCGUCUUGUCCGUCAAACCAACACUUCCUCACUACGUGAGUAAGAGAGGUGGCUUUGAUGGGCAAGACAAUGAAGUCCAUAUUUGUAGAGGAUGGGUUUUUUUUUUUCUAUACGAGCUAGGCAAGUGCCAAUGCUAAGUGUAUUGUUUCAAGGCAAAUCCUUCCUCGCAGCAAAAUCUGUAUAUGUAAAUCAAUCGAAACUCAUGUGGUCAGUGAGAAUGAACGACACUGAUCUGCAACAUGCUAGAACAUUGCACCGCAAGUAGACCGGGCACGUGGUACACAUUAAAACUCUAUGCGAGAUUUGAGUGACAAGUCCUGUUGCAAAACCUUAAUAAGCGUACUGAUACAGAAAUGCGAGAUACAAAAGGGGGAAUUCAAAACGAUACUUUCCGGUAGCUGGCUUGGAACAUUGCCGUCACCAGGACACUACUCUGUAGGAAAAGGCCAACAGCACCUAGUUAUAUUGGCCACUGAUGAACAAAACAUUUUUGUUUCCCCCUUUUCGUUAUGUCUGCACUGUCUCAUUUGACAUUAGUUGACGUUCACGACUUCCCGUGCUGGAAGAAGUGUUGUCCUGGCAGAAAGUGGCUUUCGUCAGUGACACAUGUAUAGUCUCUAGUUUGGUGUAUAAUAAUACCAGCUUUGAGAGGUCAUUGGUUGCCAUUACUGUGUCAGCACAAAACUUGCUAUUAUUAGUGCUUCGCUCAUUCUUUCUUUCUUUUGGUGAAGUGCAAUUUCUAUGAGUUAUCGUUUUUGCUAGGAAUGCAUGAAAUAUUACCUAGCCAUGUUAAGGGAGCUUGCAAGUGCAUUCGUGGCACAGACGUUUUAUGUACAAGAAAUUUAUAACAUCGACAAACUUAUGUGCCAAAAAACACAAUGCUAUUGCCGACAAACUUUUCCCAGUGAGCCAUGAAACCUGACCUGCUGUACCUGCUGCAAAAAUAUAUUAGUACAUGCAAAAAAAGAGUGCAAAUGUCUUACACAUUUUUGUUUUUACACUGUGAGAAGACUUCGAGAAUGUUUUUAUUGUUAUUAUUAUUAUCUCAUUGCUUAAAUCACGCAUUAUCCCUCAUUGUGCAAUUUUGCUGUCUCUAAAAUCGAAUUUAUAUAACAAUCGUACUUUACAGCAGAUGCCCUUGGGAGAGCAUUCAUCCAUUAAUGAGCGACUGUAACCAUUUACUUGUAGUAAGAGCUUACUUUUCUAUGUUUUAUUUACAGAACAACAUAGGGAACAUAUUUGGACCUGCCGUAGACUGUUGAUAAAGGUGCAAUCUACAAUUCAGCUUGCGAGAUUAUUAGACUGUCAAUUACAAAGAAAGGGGGGAGAAGGACUUUCUAAGGUGAUGAUCUAUGUUCAGUGAAAGAAAAAGCCAGUCUACUGUUGAUCGUAGGCAAGAUCCGCUAGCUGGUUUCCUUGCAUGGUUUGAAUGUGACCAAUGUCUCCCACACUUGAGGCCGGGAAUUGAUUUGUCAUGGGUUCUCUUCGAUUUCAUGCAUGCUUUUCAAGUGCAGGUGCUGUUUAGUGCGAGUCCUGCGUGUUGCAGUACUGCAGUGAGGUUUAUGUACAUAGGCCGAAGCAGUAGCACAGCGCUGUAGCUCCGCGAAAAUGUGGGUAUGCUUGGCAAUGUACCACAACAUCACAUACAGUGUGAUUCAGUCACAUGUUUAUGUAUCUAUAAACGCCUUUACAUAUUAUACUGCUGUGAUGAGUUCUGGAAUGUUGAGUAAACGCUUCUACACUGUGCUUUGCUCUCAGAGAGAAAAGGAAUGUUGUGAAAGUAUUGUACCAGAGAGUACCAAGGGGCUGUGGUAUGCUAAGUGGUGCGCAUUACUAUUCGGCUGGUAAGUAUGGAGCGAGUUUUGGGAGCCUACAUUAGUGCUAACGGGUGCAGUUUUGCCUUCGUCAGCAGAUACUCAUUUAGACAUGGCUGUUGUGAGAAGAGACCUGCUGGUAUUCACUGUUUGAUAGACCUGUUCAGAAGCCCCAAAUUGUGCAAGAAAAAAGGUAGUGCUGCCGAUGAUCCACAGCGAUUCUAAAAGUUAUCUAUAUUCCCAAGAAAAUCUUAAAUUUGUAUAAAAUCACUGUUGUAGUUUGUAUGAUAGCAAAUGUAUGGAAAACAAGGUUAUUGGACAAUACAGAAAGUGUCAUGAGAGCGUUUUUCUUGCUAUAAAUAUUUUUCCCCAUAUAUGGGAGCGUUGCUGGCCAAUAACUUUUUUUUUUUCUUUCUAGUUUCUCGGAGUGUGAGUUCCAGCUCCCGGACUCCAUAACAUAACUAAGGGGAAUUCACCAAGAUAGGCAAGGACAUCGCUGUACUAACGACCCACUUUUAUAUCAGUGUGUUAUGUAUUCAUUCACGCGCACAAAAAUGAGUCGGCUAGUACAGCAACAUCCUUAGUCGUCUCCCCUGUCUGCCUCGAUGGGAGUUCCAUCGAAUGAAUUCACAUUAGCAAUAAACCAAUUUGACUCUGUUGAAUACAACUCUAAUGUUAAAAUGUCUCUCACACAAGUCAUGGCUGACCGCAGUCACCUUAAAAAGUCACAAUGUGGUUCACCACAACUCGUUCUAAACUUUCAGCCGUUGUCGGGUAUGUACUGAAACAGGGUUGGCUGGCUUUGCGCGUAUUACGGUCGAGGCAGGCGGCCUGCUGCCUUGCAUUAGUUGUGGGCCGAAGUGGAACAUCGGCCACGGCAGUUCAUCUUGUGCUAUAUCACUACACGUUGUCAUGCCAUGCCAGCUGUAGAAACUGCGUAUGCUUUUUAGUCGUUCUGAUGAGAAGGCUCGUCUCUCUUAGAUUGUUGUUUGUUAGCUAUGGCACAUUGUUAACGAGCGUAGCUGUUGUCUGUGUGCUGCUGUUGGUUCUUGGGAGAGUUUAAUUAAAAAAAAGAAAGCUCUUGGUAAAAACUGGGAUGCCAGGGAACAGAAAAGAAAACUACAAAAAAAACAUAGGAGGGGCAGGGGUGAUGAAUGCUUGAGUGCCAUCGAAUAAUAUGUGUAAAUGUGUGCACGUAUCAGAGGAUCUCACUAUCAUUUAAGUACACGUGUGUGCUGGCCAGUGCGUGGCGUAUAUACGAGGAAAGUCUCAGGCAGGGUUGAGCGCAUUGCUACUGAGUGUUGUGAAACUUGCCGCUUGCGUUUUAUUGUUGUUCCUAGCAGAGAGAGGGGAACAGCUCGAAGAUGUGUUGUGUCGAAGGCAUGCCGAAGCAUGCACGUGGAAAAAAAAAAGGCAUUUGUUAAGCUGAUUGUUACGGCAUCUGUCCCGUACACUGCUAGACAGCCAAAAGGCACGAAGGACAUUGGUUCACGAGCGUGUAUGCAUGCACUUCCAGUUUUGUACUGUUUGCAUUUGUUUUUAAGUUGUAGGUUAAAAAAAAAAAAGUACAAUUUGGUCUGUUACACUGCAGAGCUAAGAAGAUAACUUGUGACUGUUAUGUCUGCCAAAUUAUGUCUUGCUUUUUUCUUUGUCUUUUGUAAUCUUUCCCUGGUUCUCUGUCCGUGAAGGCUGCUACAAUCAGCAGUGCUCUGAAAGCGUGCGUCUAAAGGGGAUUCCUUGAAUCGGAAUCGGCCUUUGGCUGUGCGAGAUUUUUACUUUGCUGACUUCAUUAGUCGACAUUUCAAAGGAAAUGCUUAAGGGGCAUGCUUUCCAUCUUCUAGCCAUGCCCACUGUUUGCUUUUUCUCGAGGCGUCUUCGCUUGUAAAGUUUUUGCACUCAACACCUCUGCAUCGGCACCCAUUUUCCCACAUUUACUAAAUGUUCCCUCUCUCCUUGGCUUUCAUGAGAGCACUUUCACUCGCAUAAAAGUGCCACAGCCAGAUGAAUAAUCUAUCAUUGUAGCCUAGUUUGACUACUAUCAUCUAGAUGUCAUUACAACUACUUCGCAUUUUAUACUCGGGGUCGAGGUGAAACUAGAAAAAAGAAAGAAGGGGGCCAGUGGUCUAGACGUGUACACUACCUGCCGUGUUGAGUGUGAAAAACAGUGCAGGGGUACCAGAGACCACACCAGGCUGUUUUGAGUUCUCUUCAUUAUGAAAUUUCUUUUGUUUGCAGUAGCGCCCAAAUUUCGCUGUACUGGCAAAAUCUGACUGCAUUGCACGCCUUCCUUCGUGAUUUGGCAGGUGCAUACUUGUUCGAGUUGUGGUGCAGGAAACACUUCGAAGGAGAAACUCCUUCGUAGCGUGUCUCCGUGUCAAGUGAUAAUAAAUCACCGAAGGACAGAGGGUAGUGUCCUGUAUAUCAGGAACACUAGCAGAGAAUUGAUAAAGCCGCCAUCUCGUGGGAUGUUGUGCAGGUUUGCCUAGUUCUUCUGGCAACUGUAGUGAUAGGAUGACAGCGAGUGUGUUGUAUUCGCUUGCUUUUGGACAAUGCGAGCAUGUGUAGCAGCCUCUGUGACGCUACUUGGCCCAAAUUGAGUUUCUACUCCCAAAUGUCACUUGCUCCACGAGUCUUGGUUGUAGGGAAAGUGCUUCCGCAAACAUUUUACUAAGGACAGUAAGUUGUUGGGCAACUGUUGAUGCGCAUGCGUGGAAGUUUUCUGCCAAAAGGGCGCUUUGGCAAGAAAAGGAACAAGAUCCGCACUAAAGUAUCGUUCGAGAAAGCUAACUGUGAAGAAAAAAUGACGAGAGGACAGCGAUUGAUUGUGUAAGAGGAAUUUCUGCUUAUGCAGCCCGAGUGCUAAUGGAGAUGUGCGUUCAGUCAGAAGUACAAGAUGCGUAACGUCCUGUACGAGAACAACACGCCUUCAGUGCUUUUCUACUCCUAUCAUUUUAAACUGCAGUUUCCGCGUGGAAGUGCUGCAUAAUUUGCAGCUGAGCUUCCUUGCCAUAAAAAAAAAAAAAUUUUACUCUCCCUAACCCAAAUCCGCUGCGUACACCGAGCUGAAGCGGUGGCACGCACAUUCCGAUCACGCGUGACGACAACUGCCUGCAUUUAUUUGAGGCAGCUGCGGACGUCAACAUUUUGUACAGUACACUGAAGAAGUCUUUACCCGUUCGAUACUGGAACUUUGAUGCAAAUUUUUCGCCACAGCUGUCCAGACAGUAGCAGUAAUCUCGUGUAGCUCAGAAAACGUGUUCAGCAUGGGCUACGCUUUAGGUUGCACUGUUAAGUGUGUUUCCUUGGGUUUCUGUCUGCCGUUUUUUUCUGUUUGCUGCUUUUUUCUCAGUAACGCGGAACUUGUAGAAAUCAAAACGUCACAAAAUUGUACAGCGUGCAAUGUGACUGAAGGAGCCAAAUGUCAUGCACCGAGCCUGCUGCUCUGCUAGAAUGAAUAUCUUGCAUUAAGGGAGCUUUUGUUGCUCUACAUCUCGUGCUGGUGGUACCCUGCUCACAAAAGAUGAUGCUAUUACUAAUAAUAAAUGAACAUUCGAAUUUUCAGAUAGGCAAGCUGCUUUUAAGUGUGUUUUCGGUGCUUUUGAAACUGCAUCAGUUAGGCAUGUUUGCACCAUACGACUUACAAGAGAACACACGCAUAUACAGGCAUCACCAAAACUGCUUGUUACUUGCUAGCAGAGAGCUUCAUACCAAAAUUAUUGGAGGGAAGCCCAUCGUCACAAUAUGGCAGUCUGACCAUGAUUGGAGCUACCAGACAUUAGAAUUGGCAAGUGUUAGUACUCUGUGCAUACCACCCAUAAGAAAGCUGUACUUCUCUGGUACGCAUGAGCAGAAGUUCUGCACACGUCCCCAGGUGACACAUUACAUUCUUGUACACAAUGCCAUUACAGACGAUGUACACAGUACUAAAGCUUCCUAUUGUCUUGAUCAGCUUAACUUUUUUUCUAAUGUAACCUAACAACAUUAGUCACAAGCUGCAUGCCAAAUCUAAGAAACUUGCACAGAACAACUAUUCUGUUUGUGCGUCCAAAAUUGUGCACUACGACAAAUUAACUCGCAACGCUGAGUUGUUUCUGAAACUAUUACCAUGAUGGAAACAAAUGAUGGCGCUGUUGAUUGUCAAACAAGACUAUCCAAAUCGAUUUGUGAGAGUAAGACCAUGAUCAUUGCCUUCCAUAGUUUAAUUGUUGGAAUUUUACACUCCCUCCAGUAAUGUUUAUGUGAAGCUCUAACUUGUGCCCCUUGAAAUCUAUAUGUGACGCAGGUGUAUCGCACUCAGAAAAAGUGUUUGUGCAUACUUACAUGCAAAAAUUUGAAAAAUUUCUUUUAGUAAAUAGUUCUUGUCAUAUAUACACCCCACUUUAUUGGCAACUGCUGGUGAAUACUGCUGUCAGUUUGCUUAAAUGGAAUCAGCUGUGUACAUUUCUAUGCCCCUGCUGCUGUUUUUGUGCAAUUAAACAUAUAAUUGCGCAUUUAUUAUGCUGUCUUUCAUUGAGUCAACCAAAUAAACAAACAAUCUUCA
Messenger RNA from Rhipicephalus sanguineus (brown dog tick), 10442 nucleotides. RefSeq names its product CTD small phosphatase-like protein 2. Bases 240 to 1598 code for a protein of 452 amino acids. The transcript is spliced from 13 exons. NCBI's taxonomy places the organism in Eukaryota, Metazoa, Arthropoda, Arachnida, Ixodida, Ixodidae. Gene Ontology annotation, molecular function: phosphoprotein phosphatase activity. The record is from RefSeq and is a predicted model, not a curated record.